This is a messenger RNA of Drosophila suzukii, 1658 nucleotides long. RefSeq names its product glutamate transporter polyphemus. Gene Ontology annotation, biological process: amino acid transmembrane transport. Gene Ontology annotation, molecular function: L-amino acid transmembrane transporter activity. The record is from RefSeq and is a predicted model, not a curated record. NCBI's taxonomy places the organism in Eukaryota, Metazoa, Arthropoda, Insecta, Diptera, Drosophilidae.
AGUAAAUACUGCCAUGUCCAUGAAAUAUAAACACAACUACCUUUUUGUAAAAAUUUAAAUAAAAAUUAACAAAAGCGAACAUGGCCGAUAAAGGAGGCUAUAAUCCCUACGAAAAUCGAAAUGUGGUUAAACCAAUAUCGGAUUUUGGGGCUUUCAUUUCGCUACUCAAAAGCGUGGUGGGAACCGGAGUGUUGUCCCUUCCCUUGGCUUUUUACUUCGCAGGCAUCAUUAAUGGCAUUGUCCUGCUCAUUUUGGCUUCAAUAAUGCUAAUUCACGGCAUUCAGAUGCUGAUUAUUUGCAUGGUGGAGUGCUCCCGACGGAUGCAGAUCGGCUAUGCCACCUUUCCACAGGCGAUGGAGUACUCCUUUGGCCAGGGCCCCAAGUGCUUCAGGUACUGCUCAAAAGCGGGAGGAUAUUUCUGCGAUGGAUUUUUGGCAGCUUCUCAAUUUGGUGUCUGUGUCGUUUACAUUGUCUUUGUGUCAGUCAACUUUAAGCAGCUUAUAGACUUUUACUGGGGAGUGGCUGACAUAAGGAUCUAUGUAACCGUUAUUGGACUCCUCUCGAUAGCCCCAUUCCUGAUACGGUCACUGAAGUACCUGAUACCUUUCAAUAUAGUGGCCACCAUUCUCAUAUACAGCGGCUUUCUUAUGAUGAUGUACUACUUGUUUGUGGGUCUGCCUCCAAUAUCGGAACGCAAUAUCGUUUUUGGCCCUAUUGAGAAGUUGCCUUUAUUUUUUGGCAUCGCUCUUUUCUCGAUCACCUCGGUGGGAGUGAUGCUGGCGGUCGAAUCCCAGAUGGCCAAGCCGCAACAUUACCUUGGUUGGUUUGGAGUUCUCGAUUGGGCCAUUGUGAUAGUUUUAAUUUCUUAUAUAUUUUUUGGAAUCAUGGGCUACUGGCGGUAUGGCGACCAAAUUGCUGACAGUGUCUCACUUAAUAUUCCCACAAACGAAGUACUUGCUCAGGUUUCCAAGGCCUUUAUUGCCAUGGCCAUUUUCCUGUCGUAUCCCUUAGCCGGCUAUGUGGUAAUCGACAUAAUAAUGAACCAUUACUGGAACAAGAGUGGAGAGCUGAAGCACGCCGUGCUGAAGGAGAGCAUCCUCCGAGUGGCUAUGGUGUUACUGACCACCAUAACUGGCAUACUUGCCCCGAAUCUGGGUCCCCUGCUGUCCCUGGUCGGAGCUCUUACCAUAUCGCUGUUGAACCUGGUAUUUCCCGCCCUGAUCGAGAUCUGUCUGUAUUAUCCGCCGGAGUAUAACUAUGGCAAGCUCAAGUGGAAGCUCGUAAAGGACAUUUUUUAUGUAGUCAUAGGCCUCAUUAUUUUGGUGCAAGGCACCGUUUUCUCCAUAAUGAAUAUGAUCAGGGAGUGGGGUGGCGGACAAGGAGCGACAACUGGUGGCACGGAUGGAACCACUACAGUGGACACCACAAGUACCGACAAUAUCACCACUCUGCUCACCACAGCCAUUGCAGCUACCAAUGAACCCACUCAGGAACCCGCUUUAAGAUUCCUAUAGGGAAUAGGCUUUAUAUUCUGAUGCACCAUAUCAAUCCGAUCAAUGCUCUUAGUCUUAAUGGCCUUUACCGGUGGAAUGGCAGGCACAGUGAUUACCAUGAGCACUUUCGUUAGGCUGUCAUAAAGAGUCAUAAGAUAUGGAUAC